AUCCAGUUUUAACGUAUGUGUAGUGUUAACUGUUCCCUCAGGUAUAAUGUCGAUGUAAGUCAGUGUCAUUGCCUUGAAGAAACAUAGCCUUUUGUUUUUUGAUGAGUUUGUGAUAUAAUGGUGCGAGCAAGAGGUGGAUUUGGACAAAGUGGCACAGGGCAAGGAAAACGAGGAACUGGUCGGGGAAUGCAAGGUCGGAAAGUCACAAAACCACCCGAAAAAGCAUAUGGAGAAGUCAAACUCCGCCAAGAAAAGGAUAUUAUGAAGGUUCCUUUGUCUAACAUACAAAAUCUAGACUUGAAUAAAGAUUUCUCGAAAAGGAAAUAUAAAAUUAAAAUAGAUGAACAGCAUCAUGAAGUCCAAGUCAUUCGUGUUGCAGAACAAUCAGCCUCCUGGAAAAAACAUCUCUACACAGUCAGUACUUGCAUUACCAAAAAGUAAUGAACGAGAAAAAGUUCCUGUACGAUUGCCAAAGGUAAUUCCCACAAAAGUUACAGCUCAAAUGCAAAGGCCUCAAACAAAGGCUUGUACUAGUAGAAACGUGGAUAGGGAAAAGCUGUGCGAAAAAAUAGAAACAUUGAAAAAUGUGAUUUGAAGUUUGAAGAAGAACCUAGUUGAGACCAAGAAUGACAGGAGACUGAAAAAAGAGAAAAUGUGACAGGCAGGGCCAGUAAUCUGAACAAAGGAACAAAAGUACCUCCUGCAGGAAGUCUAGAUAACAAAACGAUUAUGGUUAUCAAAGAAAUGUAUAAAUGGUGGCUACAAAAGUACAAAAAAUAUUCGGAAGCUGAAACAGAUAAAGAAGCUGAAAAAACUAGAUUCUACAUUGGGCAAAAAAUUGCCAGCCUAAAAAGAAUUCAAAGUGAGAAGAGAGAGAGCAUCCAAAAACAGCCUUCCGAUUAUUACAUCGAUGACCAAGGUGAGGACCAAGGUGAAAAUAACCUUUCAGAAAAUGCUCAAAGUCCAUUGGGAGACAUUCGAGAGCAUGGUCAGUUGGGUGACGUUCAAGGCGGUGGUCCAUUAGAAGAUUUUUAAAGCAAUGGCACAUUGGAAGAUUUUCAAGGAAAUGAGCCACUGGAAAAUGUUCAAGGCAACGACCCACUGGAAGAUCUACAAGACAUCGGAAGCAUCGAAACAAGAUCGGAAGACGACGAAGGCCCAUUAGAUGAUGUUCAGAACGAUGGGCUUCUCAACACCGAGAACCGAGACACUUUGAAUGAUCAAGUGAUGGCAGAUAGCGACAUGGGCCAUAGCAAAAUCGAGGAAAGCGAGAGCGAGUAUGGCGUGGUGACAAAUGUCCCCUACAGCAGCUCAGAUGAGGAAAUUGGAAUCGAAAAUAAUUUUGACAAUAGUGGUGAGGACGAACUUGAUUCAUAAAACGACACUGUUAACGCAGACAAUCGAGAAAUUCACAACGGCAAAAACAAUGUAAACUCCAGGUACACAGACGGGAAAGUCGCAGGACCACAGUUCAUUAAUGUUAUUCAAAAUAUCGAGGAUUAUGGAUGUAUCUUAUCGAGUUACAGUAUUGGUAUAAACGCAAAUUAACCUGUUGCAUGCAUUUCUUUAAUAUAAUACCUUAUCUAUAUUUUUAUAUCAACAUUAUUAUUAAAGUUGAUUUCAAAAUAUCACAAGUAUGUUAUCGAGAGUCUUACCGAUCUUCUGUAUUAAUGUCAUCGAAAAUUAGCCUCGGUGUCAUUCUUUAAU
Belonocnema kinseyi is the source of this 1707-nucleotide messenger RNA. RefSeq lists its product as uncharacterized. The coding region runs from base 730 to 1035 and encodes 101 amino acids. The transcript has 5 exons. NCBI's taxonomy places the organism in Eukaryota, Metazoa, Arthropoda, Insecta, Hymenoptera, Cynipidae. The record is from RefSeq and is a predicted model, not a curated record.